This is a messenger RNA of Dinoponera quadriceps, 429 nucleotides long. It is a transcript of the gene RpS27, whose product is annotated as 40S ribosomal protein S27. Gene Ontology annotation, biological process: translation; ribosomal small subunit assembly. The record is from RefSeq and is a predicted model, not a curated record. NCBI's taxonomy places the organism in Eukaryota, Metazoa, Arthropoda, Insecta, Hymenoptera, Formicidae. Bases 110 to 367 code for a protein of 85 amino acids. The transcript has 2 exons. Gene Ontology annotation, cellular component: ribosome; cytosolic small ribosomal subunit. Gene Ontology annotation, molecular function: RNA binding; structural constituent of ribosome.
AUCGGCUGCUGUUUCCUUUCCAGUUUGUAACGUUGUGUCGCUUGCACCGUGAAACACGUGGUUACGAACGCAAUUAUCGAAUUUAAGGCGAAAUAUUCGGCGAGUCACAAUGCCACUUGCAAGGGACUUUUUGCACCCCAGUCCGAUCGAGGAGAAGAGGAAGCACAAGCUGAAGAGGCUCGUGCAAAAGCCAAAUAGUUACUUUAUGGAUGUCAAGUGCCCCGGGUGCUAUGCCAUAAAAACCAUCUUUUCACACGCGCAGAGGCCAGUGGAAUGUGAUGGAUGCAGAACGAUACUGUGUACACCAACAGGCGGUAAAGCAAGGCUAACGGAAGGCUGCUCCUUUAGAAGAAAGGUGCAAUGUUAAUUUCGCUCGUUGUACACCUCACUUUAUAUAAAUAAAACUAUUAUGUCGUACAUUUUACAGUA